UUCUCGGUAUUGACAGGUGUUACAGUAUUUCAUCCAAACCCUGCUGGGUAUGAGAACCAAACCUUCGCCAUGGAUUAUCCACACAUUCUUUUAUAAGGUUGUUUUUGCGCAACACAUAUUUGUGGAGCCCACGCACAUCUGACAGACCUUAUAAUGCGUUUGAAACGCAGGACGGGGGAGUAACAUUUACUUUGGCGUCUUUUUUUUAAAAAUAAUUCUCGAUUUGCCAAGAGCCAAAAAAAAUGACAACCAACGGACCUGUCAUCGUCUACGAGUGGCUGAAGACCCUCCAGCUCUCCCAGUAUGUCGAAUCUUUCGUGGAUAACGGAUACGACGAUCUGGAGGUUUGCAAACAGAUCGGAGACCCCGACCUCGAUGCCAUCGGCGUCUACGUCCCUCACCACCGGCAGAGGAUCCACGACGCGGUGCGCAGGCUGAAGGAGGAAGCCAAGGAGACGGCCAGCGGGCUGUACUUCACCCUCGAGCCCAUGUCGCCGGCGGCCGAGAUCUACACCGGCCACAUGUUGGAGUAUGAGUCCAAACUGCGGGGAUCCAAGUCCUGGACGGAGCCCAACAGUGACCGCGUCGGGCGCAACGGCGGGUACAUGGGCGCGCAGAGGAACCUGACUCUGGGCAACAGGAGGGAGCUGCUGGUUUACCCCAAGCUGAAGCUGAAGAUCAUGAUCAGGGAUAAGCUCAUCAGAGAUGGCAUCAACCUGGCCAGGCCGCCCUACUCUAAUAAGGAUGGUUCUCUGGGCAACAUAGAUGACCUUGCCCAAGAGUACUCUGAGUACUACAACACCUGCUUCAGCGACGUCAGUGACCGCAUGGAGGAGCUACGCAAACGACGAGUGUCCCAGGAGCUCGACCUGGAGAGACAGGAUCCAAGCAGCACCUCACUUCUGCUCCGAAAUGAGAUCCAGGAAUCUUUAGGCUUCAGCAGCGAGGUGUCGACUCCCGAAACGGACAGAAAAAUGCCUCUCCAGAAGUCCAGCUCUGAAGAUGGAUCUGGAGGCAAGUGGGACAGUAAGAAGAAGAAUAAAUCCUUUUGGCAGAACUUCCGCAAAUCUCAGCACAAACCUGUCGUCCGGCAGACAUCCAAAGGAGAGGACAUCGGCUACGUGGCCAGCGAGAUCACCAUGAGCGACGAGGAGCGGAUCCAGCUGAUGAUGAUGGUGAAGGAGAAGAUGAUCACCGUGGAAGAAGCUCUGGCUCGGCUGAAGGAGUAUGAGCGCAGCAGACAGUCCUGCAGUACUGACUCUGCAGAGUGGACUGAUGGAUCUGCACCCAAUCUAAACCAGUCCUCAAACUGCAACUCUCGUGAGCAGUCCGAUGACGAGCAAACAGAAGACUCUGUGAAGUUCAAGCGGCUCCACAAAUUGGUUAAUUCGACACGACGGGUCAGGAAAAAACUCAUCAAGGUGGAAGAGGGAAAGAAGCAUGCCUCUGAAGAGUUUCUGAAUCUGGAGGCACCUCCCACCUGUGAAGACAACACAGCCCUGUAUACAGGGGUCCUAAAGAAGCCCCUUCUGCCCCAGGAGGCUUCUCUACCCUCCCUCCUCCAUGAUCAGCUGUCUCUGGAUGGAGACACGGACAGCCUGACGACCUCCCCUUCCUCCAGCAGCCUGGACACCUGGUCCGGACACAAACUGGUCAAAACCUUCAACAAGUCUUCCAGCACCCACGGCCUGAUCCGGCCCCCGAGGAGGACCCCGGCCGGCUCUAAUGCCCUGGGCGGCUCCAUCUCUGGCAUUGCGGGCAGCGGCUCGUCCUUCUCAGAGCUCGAUGGCUGCGGAUUGGACGACGAAGGGAAGCUGUCUCGCUCUACGACAGACGGCGAGAUGAGGAAGGCCCUGAGCUCCAUCUCCCACGGGGUAAGUAACAACGAGGCCCUCUAUGCCUACUACGGCCUCACCAAACCCCGGCCCAAACCCCACUCCCAGUCCCGCCUUCUCAUCUCCCUGGACGACGGUCCGCACGGCAGUCCCAAACACCAGCCUCCCAACCGGCACCACGGCAGCUGGACCCACCGGAAACCCGACCCCAACUACGCGUACUCGACCAAGCACCUCCUGUACCAGCGCUCGCGCAAUUCCAAGACCCCCAUCUCUCCCCUGCCUGCCGCCCCCUCCUCCCCGGCCCGCUGUGAUGUAGCCAAAUCCAAAGUUUUCGGCGGCGGGGGAGGGAGCUGGGUGUUCCCCUCUCGCAGGUUGCGAGGUCGAACGGCAGUCAGUGAGCUGAACAUCACCUAUGUGGUAGAGCGGAGCCUGUACGGCCACCUCAACUGGGCCCAGCUGGUCCGCCCGGUUACCCUCAGCCGCGCUGAGCGCCGCUGUUUGUUGGAGGAGGACCGCGAGGCGGACAGGAAGUGGGCGGCCAGUGUGGACCGCUGCACCAAGCGUGUGCUCUUGCGCAUCCAGCAAAAGUCUAGAACCUGCAGCUUCGGCGGCUUUGACCUGUCCAACCGGUCUCUCCACGUGGUCAACGCGGGCUCCGAGGCCAACAAUAAAGAGCAAGAGGCGAUAUACAGAGAGGUGGUGAAGUCUCCCACUACGUCCCGGAUCUCGCUGGGGAAGAAAGUCAAGUCGGUGAAGGAGACGAUGAGGAAACGCAUGUCUAAGAAGUACAGCAGCUCCCUGUCUGAGCAGUCCAGUCCAGAUGGAGCCCCCGGAUCCCCGCAGUCCCCGCUGCCCGACACCGACUCUCUGGAGAAACCGAAGCUCAAGGCCGGAGGCUCGGUGGAAAGCCUGCGCAGCUCCCUCAGCGGACAGAGUUCAAUGAGUGGUCAGACGGUGAGCACCACCGACUCGUCGGCCAGCAACAGAGAGAGCGUGAAGUCGGAGGACGGCGACGACGAAGAGCUGCCUUACCGAGGGCCGUUCUGCGGCCGCGCCAGGGUCCACACAGACUUCACCCCCAGCCCCUACGACACGGACUCCCUCAAACUAAAGCGUGGAGACGUGAUCGACAUCAUCAGCAAGCCCCCCAUGGGAACAUGGAUGGGCCUGCUCAACAACAAGGUCGGCACCUUCAAGUUCAUCUAUGUGGACGUGCUGAGCGAAGAGGAGGAGAAGCCCAAGAGACCCGUGAGGAGGAGGAGGAAGGGCCGGCCGCCCAAACCCACGUCCGUGGAGGACCUGCUGGAACGCAUCAACCUCAAGGAGCACAUGCCCACUUUCUUGUUCAAUGGCUAUGAAGACCUGGACACGUUCAAACUGCUGGAAGAAGAAGAUCUGGAUGAGCUGAACAUCAGGGAUCCUCAGCACAGAGCCGUCCUGCUCACCGCCGUCGAGCUGCUUCAGGAGUACGACAGCAGCAGUGAUCCUGAGCGCGGCGGCCUGUCGGGCUCCCAGGAGAAGCUUCUGUCUGAGGGCCGAGGCCUGGUGGGAGACUCCCCGCGGGAUUCAGGGUGCUACGAGAGCAAUGAGAACCUGGAGAAUGGCCCUCUGUACCAUCAGUGCCAAAGCCCAGUUGUAGGUGAGAGGGAGCCAGGCCCCAGACCGCUAAGCCUAGUCCAGCCCUCCGUGCUGGGAGCACACAGGGAGAGACUUUCCCAAAUGCACAGAACUGUUCUGCUGAGAACAAACUCGCUGCCCGGUCAUGGCCUCAGGUUCCCUCCUGUGGGCUCCAGACCGAUAGAUGGAUGCCAGGAAGAUGAGCUCAGAGAGUAUUUCUGUAAGAACAGGAAACCUUCCCGUUCCAGUCGUUCCUCAGCGGGACUCCAGUCCCCGGACUACCCGACACUCCCCAUGACGGUCUCCACAGAAGCUUUGCAGCAGAACGGCAAAAACCAGCGGGCAAAGUUCCCAAAAAGCUUUUUCAUCAAGCCCUCCCUCAAAGGCUUCAACUUGCUGGGGCUGCGCAAAGCACAGAGACGGUCCCCCAUCCCUGCCAGCCGCAGCUGCGAGGAUCUCGAUGGCCCCCCUCAGGCGGCAGGACCCUGGAAACGUUCCCACUCUCUGGGAGAUCUGCACUGGGGGCUGAACUGUGAGCAGAAAAGUGAUCUGACUGUCGAGCAUAAACCCACCGUGGAAGUGCCCCAAAAAGACAGCAGUAGCCCCGUUAGGGUCUGCAGAGAUGGCGGCCCCCCAGCCCAAAAUGGGACUCCGCCAGUGAGUCCCAGAAGCAGGGCUGACAGACCGCCCGUCCCCUCCCAGCUGCCUCUUCUCCCACCGUGUCCAGCGAUCCAACCCGCCGGUCCUCCGGAGCCGCUCUCCAGUCCCACGCCAAGCCCGCCCGAUUCCAGCGCCAGUGGGGAGAGGGUCAUCCGGACUCACCCCAAAAAGCCUCCCAUCCCCCCUCCGGUCCCCGCCAAGAAGUCGAGGGAAAGACUUGCCAACGGCCUCCGUCACCCUCCUCACUCACUGCCCUCUUCGCCCUCGCCCACGCCCUCGCCCACCCACUCCUUCAACCGCUCUCAGCCCGGCAGCCCCAUCAUCCGCAGCAGCAGCCCCAGUCCGAGUCGCAGCGCCCCCGCCCUGCCGCCCAAGACCCCCAGCACCCCGGCCAGCCCGUGCGCCACCUCCUCAGCCUCAUCCAUCGGCGAGGAGUCGGGCACCCCGCCGGCCACCCAGCCUCCCUGGCUCUCAGAUCUCGGGGGAAAGAUGGCCGUCACUAGGAAGCUUUCCCAUACCAAGAUGAGUCCCGACCUGCUCACCCUCCUCGAGCAGCGGCUGCAGGCUGAGGGCAUCGAUCUGACCGAGGAGCCCUACUCUGACAAGCAUGGCCGAUAUGGCGUCCCCCAGCCGCUGGUGCAGCGCUACUCCGAAGACCUGGAGCAGCCGGUCAAAGACGUGGCCUCCACCAUGGACCAGCUCCGGGUCAAAGAGCUCCGGAAACAACACCGCAUGGCUAUCCCCUCUGGAGGAUUGACGGAGAUGUGCCGGAAGCCCCUGCCUCUCGGUAACGUCAGCACAGUGUCCGACUGGCUGGUCUCCAUCGGCCUGCCCAUGUACGCCGCCCCUCUGGCGGCGGCGGGCGUCGACACGCUGAGCCGCGUCGCCUCGUUAACGGAGAGCGGCGCCUGGGAAGCCGGGGUGACUGACGAGAGACACGUCCGCCGCCUGAUCAGCGAGGCGCGAUCUUUUGGCACGCACAGAGAGGCGCAGUCCUAAUUUGCGGCGGAACGGUCUGAAGUGAACGGACCCGCCGGUCAGUGCCAUCUCAUCUGAACACGGCCAGCGAGAGGCCGCCGGGGCGACCGACUGACCGCGGCGCUAUGAUACUUCCUGUCUCACACAUGUCAGAAAGACUCAACGCGAGCUCUGAUUUCCUCUCUUUAUCACUUCCUGUCUUUCUUGCAAAUGUUUACGGCAAUGAGGAGCUUCUCCCGACGGCCAAGACACGAUAUCGGAUGCCUUUUUUUUUUUUUUUUUUAAGACGACUGUAGACUCACUCUGUGGGAUGGCUUCUUUUCUGAAGACUCCCCCCUAAAGUCUUAAAAUAAAGACUUGGAUCUGCCUUUAAGGAAGAUAGCACACUCUUUUUGUAGGAUGGAUGGUUUUUUUUUUUUUUUUUUUUUUUUUUUUCAACACAGGAAGAUGGUUUGUUUCCUGCAUAUUUCAUAAGUGCUUCAUUUCAUCUCUUGGCUCAAGGCAACAUAAUCUGAGGGUCGUUCGAGGACGCCUCUCAGCCAAAGUGAUUUCCUUCUCAUUUAAUACAUCUUCUCCCACUAAUAGUUUCUUAACAACAACAAAAAAAAAAAACAUUUAAUAUCUCAAUUUUUAAUUAACCAAAUCCAUGAACCAAUCCAGGAAUAGCAGGUGGCUUGUUUUGUAUCAUGUUUCUGUAUUAUAGCAUAAUGCACAUCUUAAUUUUUAAAAAAAAAGAAUGAUUUCUAUGGUAAAAGUUUGUGUUUGCCUUUUUAUUGUCGCAGCUUGGCUUUGAGCCCGGCUCUGUUGUUUGUAAGCUAAAAACAUCACACCUUUAUAUCUCGUAUCUUACUGUAUGUUCGUCGUCGCUGCAUAUCUGAGAUGCACACCUCGCUCGAGUAUUAAGAGUCUUACAGGAAGCUUCGUUUCACUGUUGUGAUCGCAGUCGGCUUUCCCUCAAACCAACAUUCCCGGGCGUAUCGGAGAACAUUUUGAGUUGCCUUACCAUUAUAUAUCCAACACGUGGAACAUGUUUGUAGUUUUGACUACAACGCGACUGAAACUGAACUUUUGCCAAAGGUGCAAGCCUUUUUAUGUCGAAUGUGUGGGAGAGAUAAUUGAGUUAGUAGUUGUUUUUUUUUUUUUUAAAUAACCACAUUCAAACGGAACAUUUCAGAGAUAUACAUGGAUCACAGGACAUGUGAUGCAUCGAUUUACCUACAAAACCACAAAGAACAGCACAGAUUUUGAUCCCAUACUGAUGUUUAUACACAUUCCUUGAUGGUUGGACGGGGAGGGAGGCGUUCCGUCGGCACAACUGGCUUCCAGUGUGUGAAUUUAUUGGACUGUCGACACCGUGGUUACAAAGCAGAGGAGUUUGAAUUCAGACCUCUGAGCUUCACGUCAUCGCCAGAAAAGAAUGAGGUGCCACAUCAGAUGGGAAGCCGACCUCCACACUGCAGCACAAACUAGAAAUACGCUUCAGGGAAACACUCAGUGGGUGGAAGUUUCUUUGGGCAAGAAUAAAAAAAAAAAAAAAACAGAACUCAAAGUGACCGGAAACCCGUUGUUGUUUCAUUUGCACACACUGCAUGAAAUGAAGCAACUAUAGGUUGUUUUUUUUUUUCCUUACUUCUUUUUAACAGUUAAAUCUUUCUUCAUAACUAGAACUGAGUGGAAGAUUUGAGAGUUUGACCAGCCGUUAUUGCUAAAUUCAGUGGCUGUUAUUUGCAGUGGGCACUUGAUAGAUAUUUGAUGCCUUUUUUGUUUUUUUCCUCUUCAAUCACAGUGGUGCUCUGGGGAAGCCAGGAUGGGGGUCUCGUUUUUUUCAGAAAGGUGAAAGGACCCCCGAAGUGUUUUUGUAAAGAAUGAAAAUACUGACACUGUAAAUGCACUUUAGAUGGUAAACCUAGCUGUUUUAUAAGCAAAAUUGGCUCCGUUUUGUUCACAGGUCCAUAAUUUGGACAGCCGUUGUCAGGUAUUGCAAAAGGUUUUCAAUGGGUAUUGCUGGUAUUUCAUUUUAGUAUUUAGUUCCCGAUGCCAACUUCCGUAACCAUUCAUGAGUUAAUCUGUUACAGUAACUCACUUCCAAAUUGUUAUUUCGUUUUUUUGCAGUCUUAAAAAAGUAAUUAAUUACAUAUAUGAAAUGCUUCCCAGAAGUUGCACAUUCUGUAUAUGUAAUUGAUAUUUAAAUAACUUAUUUUUGUUUUUUUGUUUUUUUUUUCAUAUCACCUGUAAUUAGCUGUACUAUAUGAAUAGCAAUACCUUCCUGCAUAAUGCAUAUUGCUCUAGCCAGUAAGGAAUUACAGUUUGUAUUGUAAAAUACGUGUACAAAUUAUUUUAUUUGAUUUUCAUCUUCCUAAUGAUUGUCCAUACAGAUUUGCCUGUGUAUUGAAACAACAAAAGUAAUGUCCAUAACUAUUUGUCAUUCUGAAGUAUAAUAAAAUCUGUUUCUUCA
Messenger RNA from Salarias fasciatus (jewelled blenny), 7548 nucleotides. It is a transcript of the gene sash1a, whose product is annotated as SAM and SH3 domain containing 1a. Bases 243 to 5114 code for a protein of 1623 amino acids. The record is from RefSeq and is a predicted model, not a curated record. Lineage: Eukaryota; Metazoa; Chordata; Actinopteri; Blenniiformes; Blenniidae. The transcript is spliced from 21 exons. Gene Ontology annotation, molecular function: protein binding.